UAGCUGAUUAUUCUCUGUACUGAAGCGGAUAAGGAUGAAAGUCUGUCAAGUUACUUACUAAACAAGCAUAUGUGUAUUUUUUCCGUGAAUCACACAUAUGUGACCUAGUAAAUGACGAAAUAAUUGGUAAUUAUUAAAUAUAUUCCAAAUGAUCAUUUAAACUUCCUGAAAUAAUAAAAAAUACGUUGACGGCACUUUUUUGACAAGCUCCUAUAGAGGAUGUAGCUUCAAGACCUGUAAUUUACUUAUCUAUGGUGAUAUUUGAUAAUUCUAAACGGUGUCAGUGAUUAACUUUUGAAGACAAUAAGUAAAUUACUUACUUGCUUCAUAAACUGAUGACUAAAGCUUAAGAUUAAGUCAAGAUUACAUUUAAAUUAAAUAAAGUAAAAGUAUUUUCAUCAAGAUGUCUGUUGCAUCUCCUUCAUCACCGGUUCAAAUGAUUAACCAGGAAAAACUCUCUUCAGAAAUAACAGAUUACUCGAGCAUCAGAGGAAAGGAUGUUCUUGUCAGUCCAUCUGAACAUCAAUAUGAACUGCUAUUGAAAAAAUUAAAGGAACGAAUCGAUGAUGGUGGUAGUGAAACAAUAUUUAAUAUUGGAAUGGGAGAAGAUGGAUCAGAAGAAGGCCUUAAACCAGAUGAAUAUGAAGCUUCAAUAGCUACUUUACAGUCAUUGGCGGCAACUCUAGAAGCUGAUUGUGUUCUACUUCGACAGAGUAAAGUGGACCAAGGUUUAACAGGCCAAUACCUGGUGCGAAAACGGCUAAAUCAGCAGGAUUUCUUGGAGAUUAGAGUAGCAGUUGUGGGUAAUGUGGAUGCUGGAAAAUCAACAUUAUUAGGGGUUUUAACACAUGGAGAACUUGAUAAUGGACGAGGGCUUGCCAGGCAAAGACUUUUUAGACAUAAGCAUGAAGCUGAGACAGGCCGAACUAGUUCGGUUGGAAAUGAUAUUUUAGGAUUUGACAGCAUUGGUAAUGUAGUGAACAAACCGGAACAUGGAUCUUUAGAUUGGGUUAAAAUAUGUGAAAAAUCUUCGAAAGUUAUAACUUUUAUUGACCUAGCUGGUCAUGAACGGUAUUUAAAAACAACAGUUUUUGGAAUGACAGGACAUGCUCCCGAUUUUGGAAUGUUAAUGGUGGGAGCUAAUGCAGGAAUAGUUGGAAUGACUAAAGAACAUUUAGGUCUUGCUUUAGCACUAUCAGUACCAGUUUUUGUGGUCGUUACUAAAAUAGAUAUGUGUCCGCAAAACAUUUUACAAGAAAAUCUGAGACUGUUAAUUCGUAUCCUUAAAUCACCGGGUUGCAGAAAAGUACCUGUGACUGUAAAAACUCCUGAUGACGUUGUAGUUAGUGCUACGAAUUUUGUCUCUGAAAGAUUAUGUCCAAUAUUUCAAGUUUCAAAUGUCACAGGAGAAAAUCUAAAUUUGCUCAAAAUGUUUUUAAAUUUAUUAACGGCACGAAUAACAAGCCAUGAUGAUGAACCUGCUGAAUAUCAAAUCGAUGAUACUUAUUCCGUGCCUGGAGUUGGAACAGUGGUAUCUGGUACAACAUUAAAAGGUGUUAUAAAACUCAAUGAUAUCCUUUUAUUAGGUCCAGAUCCUCUGGGUCAUUUUACUCCAAUCACUGUUAAAAGUAUUCAUCGAAAGCGAAUGCCAGUAACGGAAGUGAGAGGUGGCCAGACUGCGAGUUUUGCUUUAAAGAAAAUAAAACGAUCUCAAAUACGCAAAGGAAUGGUGAUGGUAUCACCGUCAUUGAACCCUCAAGCAUGCUGGGAAUUUGAAGGAGAAAUUUUAGUAUUACAUCAUCCGACCACAAUCAGUUCCCGUUAUCAAGCUAUGGUUCACUGCGGCAGCAUUCGACAGACAGCUUCGAUACUUUCUAUGUCUCAAGAUUGUCUACGAACCGGCGAUAAAGCAUUGGUUCAUUUUAGAUUUAUUAAGCAUCCAGAAUAUAUUAAACCUGGACAACGAAUGGUGUUUAGAGAGGGUCGUACUAAAGCAGUAGGAAACGUUGUAAGAUUAAUUCCACAUUCAAGCACCACAAACUCACAUAGUUCACGUUCUGGGAAACAGCAAAAUAAAAAUCAGCAAGCUCGAGGAUCUACUUCCGCAUAUGUGGCAGACAAUGAAAUAAGUGAAGCAGUAGCUGCUUCAAAGCGUGAAAACUUGCCGCAAAAAUUAAUGUCUGGUCCAAUGAGUAAAAGAGGGAAAGGUCGAAUAAAUAAUCGAUCGCAUAGUGGUAUAACUACUACUGUUCAGCCACUCGCAGAGCAAAAUCCCCCAACUUCAACUUAAAAAAAAAGAAAAUUUAAUGUACAGAUUAUAUAAGUACUAACUUCCAUCUUUUUAUUUUGACCGUUAAAAUUUUGUUUGUUUAAAAGAGAAAUUACUUACGCUAGCUCUGGUAAAAGUUUUCAUAACACAAAAAAAGAAAAAUAUAAAUAAUCAUAUGUAUAUGCACCAAUCUAAAAUAAAAUUUAUUCAUCAUUAAUAACCAGUGAUGGAUAAUUGAAAUAUGUAUUUUCUCAAAUCAUAAAUUUAUUAAUUAAAAGUAUAGUUUUAAUUUGGCAUAACUACAAUUGAUAAUUGAGUCUAUUUUUUUUUCAUUUCUUCUUUUGCAUUUUCAAUGCUACUUUUGACAUUUUGUGCAAAUUUCUGAGCAAUGUUUUUUAAUUGAAUAGCAAAUUCUUUCGGAUCUGAUGGUAAUUUAUGGGUUUCGGUAAUCGAACCAGCUCGCGACAACAAGUAUACAACAAAUUGUGCAGCUCUUCGCAUUGGCCUAGAGUCUGCCAACUUGGAGAUAAGUCUUUCAUUGUUCAUUAAAUAUCGCAAUAAAAACCGUAACAUUAUUAA
Chelonus insularis is the source of this 2848-nucleotide messenger RNA. It is a transcript of the gene GTPBP1, whose product is annotated as GTP-binding protein 1. Bases 404 to 2290 code for a protein of 628 amino acids. Gene Ontology annotation, biological process: translational elongation. Gene Ontology annotation, molecular function: GTPase activity; GTP binding; translation elongation factor activity. The record is from RefSeq and is a predicted model, not a curated record. The transcript is spliced from 8 exons. Lineage: Eukaryota; Metazoa; Arthropoda; Insecta; Hymenoptera; Braconidae.